AUGCGCAGCCUCGCAAGCCUAGCGCUGCUUCCUCUGGCAGCGGCCGUGCCACACGUCUCUCCCGCAUCCGAUUCGGGAGCUACUUACGAUUAUAUCGUCGUUGGAGGUGGAACCAGUGGACUGGUGGUUGCAAAUCGCCUCUCUGAGCUCAAAGACAUCAACGUUCUCGUUAUCGAAGCUGGAGGAUCCGCAUACAGCAACCCGAAUGUAACCGACACGGCUGGAUACGGAAAGGCUUUCGGUACUGAAAUAGACUGGGCCUAUCAAACAACCGACCAGGAAUAUGCCGAGGGCAACCGCCAAACAGUGCGGGCUGGAAAGGCGCUGGGAGGUACAUCACUCAUCAACGGCAUGGUCUAUCUUCGCGCCCAGACUGCUCAGAUAGAUGCAUGGGAGGCUAUUGGCAACAAGGGCUGGAACUGGAAGAGCCUGUUUCCUUACUACAAGAAGGGCGAAGGCUUCCAGGUGCCCACUGAUUACCCCUGGCUGGAGGGAUCGGGUGUUGCCUAUGACCCUGCUUACCAUGGCUACGAUGGGCCCUUGAAGGUCGGCUGGUCUGAGGACCAACUGAAAGAUGGACUUGCUCAAAAGAUGAACUCCACGUACCAGAACCUGAGUCCCGAAGUUCCAUACAACAAGGAUCCCAAUGGUGGCCAGAUGAUCGGAUACUCUCUUUACCCUAAGACGGUCGACUCGAAGUUGAACAUUCGUGAAGAUGCUGCUCGUGCAUAUUAUUAUCCCUACAAGUCACGAAGCAACCUUCAUGUGUGGCUUAACACCAAUGCCAAUAAGCUCACCUGGAAGGAUGGUGAAGAUGCUACUGCUGAUGGUGUCGAGGUUACUUUGACCAAUGGAACGACCACUGUCGUCAAGGCCUCUCGCGAGGUUAUUCUGGCUGCUGGUGCAUUGAAGUCUCCACUCUUGCUUGAAUUGUCGGGCGUUGGAAACCCCGAUGUCCUAUCCAAGUACGAGAUCGAGACCAAGGUCAACCUGCCGACAGUCGGCGAGAACCUGCAAGACCAGAUGAACAAUGGCCUUGCCUACGACUCGAAAACAAGCUACUCCAAGUCUGCCGACUACGUUGCUUAUCCUUCGGCCAAUCAGCUCUUCUCCAACGCCACUGCUAUCGGCAGCGACCUCCUUGCUAAAAUCCCCGAGUAUGCUGCCCAGGUCGCGUCCGCUAAUGGCAACAUCACCAAGGCGAAGGACAUUGAGCGCUUCUUCAAGAUUCAGUGGGAUUUGAUUUUCAAGGCUCACAUUCCCGUCGCCGAGAUCCUGCUUGAGCCGUUUGGAACUACAUACGACACCGAGUACUGGGGUUCUGUGCCCUUCUCGCGUGGCAAUGUACACAUCUCGUCUGCCGACCCGACUGCUGCCGCCUCUAUCGACCCCAAGUACUUUAUGCUGGACUUUGAUCUCCAUGCCCAGAUUGAGGCUGCUCGCUUCAUCCGCAAGGUUUUCCAAACCGAGCCUUUUGCCAGCAUGGCUGGCUCCGAGACUAGUCCUGGUCUGUCUUCGGUCGCUGCCGAUGCCAAUGACCAGGGAUGGUCCUCUUUCAUCAAGAACAACUUCCGAUCCAACUUCCACCCCAUCAGCACAACUGCUAUGAUGCCGAAGGAAAUCGGUGGCGUUGUUGACACCUCUUUGAAGGUUUACGGAGUUUCUAAUGUCCGUGUUGUUGACGCCUCUGUGAUGCCUUUCCAAGUCUGCGGACACCUUCAGAGUACAGUCUAUGCAGUUGCGGAGCGCGCCGCCGAUAUCAUCAAGGCUCAGAUCUAG
This is a messenger RNA of Penicillium argentinense, 1779 nucleotides long. RefSeq names its product GMC family oxidoreductase. Gene Ontology annotation, molecular function: oxidoreductase activity, acting on CH-OH group of donors; flavin adenine dinucleotide binding. Lineage: Eukaryota; Fungi; Ascomycota; Eurotiomycetes; Eurotiales; Aspergillaceae. The coding region runs from base 1 to 1779 and encodes 592 amino acids. The transcript has 3 exons. The record is from RefSeq and is a predicted model, not a curated record.